UGUCUUUACACACCUCCAGAACUCUUUGGUUAACUAGCACUGGGAUUAAAGGUGUGAGCCACCACACAUGGCUCGGUUCCCAGUGUGGAUUGAACUCACAGAGAUCCAGAUGAUUCUCUGCCUCCGGAAUGCUAGGAUUAAAGGCGUGUACUAUCACUGCCUGAGCUCUAUGUUUAAUACAUUGGCUGACUUUUUCCUCUGGUCCCCAGAUAAGCUUUAUUGAAGUGCACCAAUAAAAUAUCACCAAAGAGUUCUAAGCAGGUUGAUCAACUCUGGUGCCACCAGGGCACAGAUCCAGUGCUUUGAGUCCAUCAACCCCAACAACUACUGCAUCUACAAGCUGCUGGAACACAUGGAGGAGCUGGUCUUGCAGAACCAGUUGUCAACCCUAAAUAGUCUAGGUCCUAGGUGCACCUGCCAGACCCUAACUUGGGGCUGAUGUGCUGUGGCUGCACUGCUUUUAAACUGCUGGGAGACACAUCUGGUAAUGUUGUGGGGUGGGACAGGAGAGUGGCAUUUCCUGUGGGCUACAAGCAUAAAGGUGAGCCUGGCAAGCCUUGGGGAGGCCAACAUCAAGGAAAGAGAGGUGGGUGGCAGCCUGUAAUUCACAGGAACGUUCCGUCCACCACACCCUAUCCCAAAGCCCUAUCUAAUCAUAACCUCCUGUGUCUCUGGGCAACAGCAGGAUAUCUGAGAUGAUUCCCAGUGCUGGUGCAGUGUUUAUGGUCCAAAAGAAAACAGAUAUUACCAGGUGGUGGUGGCUCUGGGCUUUAAUCCUAUCAUUCUCAAGGCAGAGGCAGGUAGAUCUCUUUGCAGUUCAAGGCCAACCUGGUUUCCAAAGAAAGUUCUAGGAUAACCAGAGCUGUUACUCAGGGAAACCUUCUCUCAAAUAAACCAACCAAGAAAGAAAAGAAAAAAACAACAUCAGACAAACUGGACCAAUGAUUAGUGUAAUCCAAUAUUUGCAUAUAAAGCUGACUGGGCACAAUAAUAUACUGUGUGACAUGCUGCAUUUCUGAGAGGGAAGCUAAAGAACUUCACAUCUUCAAAUUAAAUCAGAAAGCAGAGAGAGUUAAUGGAGAAGGCUAGGGUAGUUAAUGUCCUUAAUAUCAAGGACAAUCACUGGGAUGAAGUUCUGCUACUAUGAUGGCUAUUUUUUGGUUGUCAACUUGACUACAUCUGGAAUGAACUACAAUCCAGAAAUGGAGGGCACACCUGUGAGAGAUGAUGAUGAUGAUGAUGAUGAUGAUGAUGAUGAUGAUUAUCACUAUUAUUUGCUUAGUUUGUUCUGGAUCAAGAGCAGGGAAACACUUACCUUUAUUGAGGAUCUCUAGGUGUUAAGACACACACCUUUAAUCCAGAUCUUGAGGCAAGAAGACACACCUUUAAUUUUGGCCACACCUUGUGCAAGAAGAGUAUAUAAGGCCAUGGAAAAAGGAGGAUUUUGCUUAUUUCUCCCUUGCCCUUUGCCUUGUUACCAAGCCCGUUCCUUCAGUGGAAUUCUUUCCUACUUCUUUGGGAUUCUAGCAAAUAUUGAAGACCAGCCAAGAGAUCCAGCUUUGUGGACCAAGCCUCUCCUGGAUUCAGCGACUUUCAGUUCAAGUCACCCAUUGUUGGAUUAGCUGUCCUGCAGCCUGAAUUGGCAACAAGAUAAAGUGUCCUAAUUGAGCAGAACAUCAUGGCAAGCCCCUUGGAAGAAAACAUCCUUGAAAAAGAUUUCAGGAUCUUAACAUCUCUAGCCUCUGGUGGAUUUGGGGAGGUGAAGCUAGCCUGCCACCUUCCUACACAUACACAGGUGGCUGUCAAGGUCCUGGAGAAGAAAAAGAAUUCUCUGACUGACAUCAACACUGAAGUAGAGAUACUUCAAUCUGUGGAACACAGAAACAUAGUUCAUUUUUUUCAUGUUGUUGACACAAGUUCAACAACUUAUCUGAUCAUGGAAUAUGUUUCAGGAAAUGACCUGGAUAUGUUCCUUGGGGAUAGAGACUUUCUAAAGGAGGAUGAGGUCAGACCAAUAUUCCAACAGGUCGUUUCAGGGGUUCAUUUUCUCCACCAAAAACGAAUUGCCCAUCGUGAUAUUAAAUUGGAAAAUGUCCUUAUUGACGGAGCUGGCAAUGUCAAGCUCUGUGACUUUGGUAUGGCCAGACAGCUGGCAGAGGGGCAGAUGUUGGAGGAAUUUUGUGGCACCUUGGUCUAUUCGGCUCCAGAGAUUUUGGCAAGGAAACCCUACGAUGGCCUGGAGGGAGAUAUGUGGAGCUUGGGAGUCCUCCUAUAUGUACUGGUCACAGGACAAUUUCCAUAUGACGAAACAACCUUUGAAGGUAUGUGCAGGGUCAUCACCACCACAAAGUAUCCCAUUCCUUACCACUUGUCAAAACCCUGCAUCAUCCUCAUUGAACAAUUACUCAUGGUCCCCAACAAGGACAGAAUAACCAUAUGUCAGCUCCAGGAAAAACAAUGGCUGGGCAACAUUAAAGAACAUGCAGCCCCUGAAACUAAGGAAAUCCUUCCGAGGGUCAUGGAGACCAUGUGCACCAUGGGCUACACCCAUGAGGAGAUUGUAUCAUCUCUGAACCACAAGCAACCAAAUAACCUAAUGGCAACCUUCAAUAUCCUCAAAUACAAACUGAGCUGUGGGGACAGCCAUCAGCAGAAUCAGGAUCCCUUCUUAAAUGGCAACACUGAAGGUGCCUUUCAGCCCCUACUCCCUUUGAAGAGAAAAGCCAGUGAACCUGCCUUUCCAACAAGUAUAGGAGAUGGGAAGAGACGAAAGAUACACUAUUCUCAAUAGACACUUAAGGGAAGAAAAAAGACCUGUUCAGUUGAAACAGUUACAGAAGGUGGUGUCCUGAUCGCGAAUGUCAUCAACAGUGCUGCAGGACACAUUGCAGUCAACAUGAAUUCUGUGGAGAGCCUGACUGGUGAUCUCUCCUCAGGUGAAUCAGCCCCAGAUUGAACACACAUGUGGUGUCUGAACAUAGGCUUCUCCACAGAGAAACCAUUUUGGGGGCCCAACAGGUCCAAUGACCAGUGCCAAGAUGACCUACAACAACUGGAUCCAUGUCACUCAGGGGCUGGAAGCUGAUGAAGAAGACAAUUUCCUAUGCACUGAGAGUACUGUUUACCGUGCUCCAAGCCCACUUCAUUGUGAGCCCUGAAUCCCUGUGUAAGCUACAAAGAAAUGAGAAGACUGUGCAGUGCAUAAGAGGCACAGUUCUUUGGCCGCCAAGAUGUUCUCCUCCAUU
Molecule: messenger RNA, 3245 nt
Organism: Peromyscus eremicus (cactus mouse)
Lineage: Eukaryota; Metazoa; Chordata; Mammalia; Rodentia; Cricetidae
Product: serine/threonine-protein kinase MARK2-like
Exons: 2
Coding region: 1679-2791 (370 amino acids)
Biological process (GO): intracellular signal transduction; microtubule cytoskeleton organization; protein phosphorylation
Cellular component (GO): cytoplasm
Molecular function (GO): ATP binding; protein serine/threonine kinase activity; tau-protein kinase activity
Source: RefSeq, a predicted model, not a curated record